AUGGUGCAGAAAAUGAGCCACACAGAGAGCACCGCCGAGGCGCUGUCCUUCUUCGCCGGGGAUUCGAGCUCCGACUCCGGGGCGUGCAUGGACCUGGACCCGGCCGCAUCGCCUCUCUCCCCGGGCUCCACGGCUUCCUCCACGUCCGGGGACAAACUAGGAGACAACCCGGCAUGGUGUAAAACUCCAAGCGGCCACAUCAAGAGACCCAUGAAUGCGUUCAUGGUGUGGUCCCAGAUCGAGAGGAGGAAGAUCAUGGAGCAGUCUCCGGACAUGCACAACGCUGAGAUCUCCAAGAGGCUGGGGAAGCGGUGGAAGCUGCUCAGAGACAGCGACAAGAUCCCCUUCAUCAGAGAGGCGGAGCGGCUCCGACUCAAGCACAUGGCGGACUACCCCGACUACAAGUACCGGCCGAGGAAGAAGGUAAAAUCAAGCGCCUCCAAGCCCGGCAGCAGCGGAGACAAGGCAGAGAAACUCAACAGUAGCUCCAACAACACCAGCACUAAGUCAUCCUCAUCUUCGAGGAAGAGUGGAUCCAAAUCACCCAGCAGCAGCAGACCCCACAAAUCACUUUUCGGGAGCAGCAGCAGUAGCACCAAAGCAUCACCGUUUGCCUCUGAGCACCAGUCAGAGCACCACCACAACUCUCUCUACAAGUCCAAAUCCGUCUCCUCAGCAGCCAAACAGAUACCGGAAGGCAAGAAGCCCAAGCGGGUCUACGUGUUCGGGAGCAGCGGGGCCAGCUUGAGCGUCAGCCCCGCGUCCUCAGUCGUGGUCCCCGCCAGCCCAACACUCAGCAGCUCGGCGGACUCCAGCGACCCGCUCAGCCUCUAUGAAGACGCGGCCAGCGGCAGGGAGGAGGGGGCCGCCUCCCCCGGCAGCAACGGCAGCCUGGGCGGGUCUUCGGACCGACACGGCGGGCACACAUACAGCAGUCGGCGGGCUUCCUCCCCGACUCCCUCCGGUUCCCACUCCUCUGCCUCGUCCCACUCCUCCUCUUCUUCAGAGGAUGAAGAGUUCGAGGACGACUUGCUCGACAUUAACCCGAGCCCUAACUUUGACAGCAUGUCGCUCGGGAGCUUUGGCUCCUCUGUGCUAGACAGAGACUUGGAUUUAAACUUUGAGUCCGGGUCCGGGGGCUCACAUUUCGAGUUCCCCGACUACUGCACGCCCGAAGUCAGCGAGAUGAUCUCCGGGGACUGGCUGGAGUCCACCAUCUCCAACUUGGUGUUCACGUACUGA
Messenger RNA from Xyrichtys novacula (pearly razorfish), 1242 nucleotides. The record is from the annotation of a GenBank genome assembly. NCBI's taxonomy places the organism in Eukaryota, Metazoa, Chordata, Actinopteri, Labriformes, Labridae.